Racocetra persica is the source of this 223-nucleotide messenger RNA. The record is from the annotation of a GenBank genome assembly. NCBI's taxonomy places the organism in Eukaryota, Fungi, Glomeromycota, Glomeromycetes, Diversisporales, Gigasporaceae.
AACGCAAACAAAGAAAAUAAUUCAAAAUCGUCACGUAAAUCCAAAUUGAAAAAAAUAGAUCAUUUACUUGAAAAUGUUCUCAAUCUCGUAAAAUCUCUGCCCUCUUUAAAAGGCAAAGAAUCGGCAACAAAAAAAAGAAAACUUGAACCACUUCAAUAUAAUCAUCGUAAUAACCCAAAAGCCACUGAAACUGUGGAAAUAAAUUUUCAAAAUAUCAUCAAAA